Molecule: messenger RNA, 618 nt
Organism: Juglans regia (Persian walnut)
Lineage: Eukaryota; Viridiplantae; Streptophyta; Magnoliopsida; Fagales; Juglandaceae
Product: protein FAR1-RELATED SEQUENCE 3-like
Exons: 3
Coding region: 1-618 (205 amino acids)
Source: RefSeq, a predicted model, not a curated record
AUGUCUAGUUCUCCAAGUAGUGUCAACUCUAGUGUAGUUGCGAGUUCUAGUGUACAAACCAGCGCUAGCGUCGCUGCUAGCACUUGUUUAGCUUUACCAGCAUUUGUUCCUCCAACUUCUAUGAACCCAUAUCUGUGUGGCAGUGAGGAAAAUAAAGUGCAGCAAAGUAACUCUAUUGAAGAAAUUAGUGAGGCCACAUCAGACUCAAUAGAAGUUGAAGCGCAAUCUACUGCCUCUUUAAGUAAUACGGUUGAUACCAAAGAGGCUAGCACUGAAGGGGUGAUACCACUGAGGAGCCAAAGCCAAGAAGUUAAUGAGUCUGUUAGGAGGGUGUUGGAUACUAAUGAUGAGGUUGGCAUACAGAUGAAUAAAAAUUUCCAUGCUCUUGUGACUGAGGCGGGUGGGUUUGAGAACGUACCAUUUGGAGAAAAAGAUUGUCGUAACUAUAUUGACAAGGCACGACACUUGCGCCUUGGUAAAGAUGGUACUCAAGCGCUGUUUGAGUAUUUUAGAAGGAUGCAAUACAAGAAUGAUGGUUUUUUCAGUCUCAUGGAAUUGGACGAUGAUGAUAGACUGAAAAAUGUGUUUUGGGCGGACGCCCGUAGUAGAGGGGCCUAG